GUAGCCGGAGAAGCGAAAGAGAAGCGAAAGAGGGUCAACAAUUCGCGUCCCUCUGUGCUUCACACUCAAGACUUGUGGAAAGAAUGGAAUGGACUUUACUUUUCAGUCGAGGCAACUCGCUGUCAUGUGGAUGUACUUCAGUCAGCUGCUGCUGUUGAAGCAGUAAACAUGGCAAGUCUCCUAGCACAGAGAGGAGGGAGGCUGUCUGGAGAGGAUUAUCAGGACCAAAAAUGAAGAAACUUUCUGUCUGAUUGAGGAGAAACUCCUGCAAACAUGAACCCAGAAUCUCUCGACCUGUCCAUCCAGAGUGCCCUGUCGGCCCUCUUCCCACCUUUCGAGGCCACAGCACCCAUCGUCCUUAGCCAGUUGUUUCGCACCAUUGACGAACGUUACCACGGUGAUGCUCUGCAGUGCAUGCUGGACUUCCUAAUUCCCACCAAACACUUGCUGGAGAGUGUCCAACAAGCAGCAUGUGCUGGAUUCUCUGAUGUGGUUUUCCGUUGUGAGGGCUGGCCUCUGUGUCUGCAUGACAAAACUGUCAUCCAGUUAGCGCCUGUGAACCCUUUGCUGUUGCGCCCUGGAGACUUCUAUCUGCAGGUGGAACCUUUUGGGGACCAAGCGGCACGAAUCGUCCUCAAAAGUCUUCUAGAGGAGGGGUGUCGAGAAGUGGAGGAGACCCCCAUCCCUGAAACUUCUUACCCCUGCAUCUUCACUGAAGACUGGCUGCAGGACAUCAAUGAAGGACGCCAUGGAACUCCUCUGUCUCGCUGCUUGCUUUGCACAGAUCAAGGAGUAAUUAAGUUGCCUUGGGCUAAAAUUGCCCUCCCCGAGUUCUUAGACAAGCCUAAAAUCUUGCCUAUCUGCCCGGAAACUCCUCCUGAACCAAAGCAGACAUCAGGUCCCGUCCAUUUUAAUUCUGCCACCCUCCCAGUGGAAGCCAUUUUUCUUCCGGGAAGAGACAGGAUGACAGCAUCUUUGAGGCCUGUGGUGUGUUCUUCCAAACUUGUAAAGAUGGAACAUGAAAGACGAGCACCAAAAUCAUGCCCCAUACCAUCAAUGAAACCAGUGGGUUGGGUUUCUCCUAAUACCUGGGAGAGUCAUAACUAUCAAGGGAUAGAGGGUGAUUAUGUAGACCUGGUGGAUAUUGCAAAAGGGAAGGAGUUUGCGGAUAAACAGAGAGACAGUCACCCUAAUCCACCUAAUUCAGUAUUGUUCAAACCUGUCAGAGCGCCUCCACCUGUCCCACUUGGAAAAAAUCUUUCCUGUGGUCAAACCCUUCAGUUCACAGAGAAGCCGUGUUCACCAUGCAGCCAGCGAAAGCUAGGUCAGGAUCCCAAUGACCAAGACUUGAAGUGUAGGUACAGAGACUCUUACCUGGCAGCACUGAGAAACCCAGUCGCUUUUGAGAGGGGGAGUGUAGACCUCCUGGCUGCCUUAGAGGAAAUUGGCCUCAAUGAGGACGGAGAGUUAACAUCAAAGGCUACGUUUGAAGCUCAAAAUGACCAACUAGGAAGCGUUCGCAACCACUGCAAAGAACCAAUGUUAAGUAACCUACCCAGCAAAUACAAACACAGCUGUGAACUGAUACCAGAGAACCUUGUGUCUAACCUUCCUCCUAGCUAUGAAUCUGAAAACCUCAUGAAGGAAUCACCCACCAAUCUGAAAUCAAACCCGGGUUUGAGCCAUAGUCAGAAAGUUCUGACAAAAGUAAUUUCCCACCAACUAGGACAUCCAAAUGAGUCAUCUGCAACCUGUGAUGGUGACAUGAAACCACACCAGAAGGCAGAAGUUGUGAAGUCAUCGAGCAAACACAAAGUUAAAGCGAGGUCUCUUUCCACUGUAUCAGAAACUGCUACAGGGAGUCCACUACUCUAUAAACUUAACCCCAGAAGUCACAGUGAUAUUUGCCCUGAAACUAUCACCAGCAUAAUCCAGUGUAAAAAAGGUGCUCCAUUGGACCGGGAGAUUCCAAAGCUGGAAAGACAGAAGUGCUCUAAGAAAGACUCCCACUCAAGCAGAAGUGAAACUCUGUUCACUGGCGAGGAACCUGGCUCCAAACUCCACAACUUAAAGACAGCAAAAACAUCUUCCCCACAAGCCCCCUCUUCAAGUUUGGACACUCCACCAACAGAAGAAUCAAGUUUCAGAAGGAUCAGCGGCCUGCUUGAACUGGGAAUUAUAUGUUUACCAGGCAGCAGGGACAGGACUGGCAGGGCAGUGGUGGAGGUCCAUGGUGACAGGAAAGAGUGGAUGUCCCCUCUUGUGUCAGCCCACACUGUUUGUGAAUUACUACUCUACUUACACUCAAUACCCAGGAAAGAUGUCCGAGAGCUGGGAAUGACUUUGGUCAUCAAUUCCAGGAAAAAGCCUCCCCCGCUUCAUCUCUACAAAGCUCUGCUCAUGGCACAGGAGCAAGCUCUCCACACCGUCCACAGUGUCGUCAUGCUGAUUGAUAAAGACACUUGUCCACGACCUGAAAAACAACCUGGUCUGCAGAUGGACAUGGUUACCUCUAUGAAAGCCCUAAACAAGACAGUGGAAGCUUCACAGCUGACAUCGGACCUGGGAGGGAGCUUCACUUACAGUCACGCCGACUGGCUUCAGUUCCACCAACGGCUGGUUUCUUUCAUGACCGACCUAAGGGGGGCAGACAAUUUGCUGCAAAAGGCCAUCAAGAAAGUUGAUAGCAGAAAACAACUUGACACGGCCACGGAAGUGCGGCAAUGCAUUCAAGAACAGAAGGUUUCAAUGAAAGAGGUGCUGGAGGAUACUAGACUGGUGACUCUGCAAAGGGAAGGAGGAGCUUUACUGGCCAGGAUGAAGAAAGAGGAGUUCAGAUUUCCACAUUCUGAGGACUACAGAGAUGCGCUGGAAUCAGCGACGAGGCUGUACAACCAAGUGGAGGAGAAGCUCCACACGCUGGUGAUGAGAUCGAAUGAGUCCCUGCAGCACCUGGAGUUCCUCUUCAAGCUCAGAGAAGUCGAGGCCAAAAUCAGCACGGCUGGUGUGUGGUUCAGCACAGAAGGUGAACAGAGACUGAAGGAGCCUUACGCAACCGAGGAUGGCGUGAUGUGCACUGAAAAGGCCUUGCAGCACUUUCAUCUGUUUCUCACUCACUCCAAGGAGAAACAACAGAGCGCCUUGACCCUUGUGACGGAGGCAGAGCGUAUCGUCAGUGGCAGUGACUCCAGUCCUGCCACAGAUGUUUUUCGGACUUUCAUCAGCACUUUUAAAUCCAACGUAGAAGAUUUUAUGUUGCGGGCAGAACAGAAAUACAGACACCUGGACACGCUGGUGCAAGUGUGCAGCUUUUGUGAAAAGGCGUCUGCCCUGGCCAAAGAAUGUAGUCAUUUUUUGGAGCAGGUAAAGCAGGGGUGUGACUCGGCUCAGACCCUAAGCACACUCCAAAUGUAUGAGGAGAGAUUAAGUGGCGAAUUCUCCACCCCAAACUUCCAGACUCAGAAAGCUAAAGUCUGCGCCAUGGGAUCAGGGCCUUCGGGGCUGAUGAGAAUGUGGAAUGCAGCCUGGGUCCAGUGCCAAGAAGUCAGGCAGCGUCUUGAGGCCAUGCAGAAAAAGAAAAAAGGCGUAGAUAAGAACCAGAUCCAGCCGACCACAGCUGCAAAGCCUCACGGGGAACACGGAGAACUGGAGUGGGAGAAGAAAAAGAGUAAGGUGGGGGAAGUUCAAACCUCCCUGGCCUCAGAGCCAACCUCUCAUAGAGAGGUACUCAAUAGUGCGGAAAGUGCAAAACAAAGCCCCGCUGGAGCAUGCCUUAACAACUUCUCGAAAAUUGAGUUGCAAGGAAGCAAAAGCAAUGAACCAAACGAGCUGCAGUUACUUGAAACGCCAAUUCAAAAUGGAGAAACGAGUCCCGCCCACCCACAAAAGGGUAACUGUCACCCGGAAAGCACAUGGAGGCCAAGAGAGCACCACAGCGAAGCAGAUCUCAGGAGUGUCAGCUCGACUGAAAGGGGCGAGGAUUCUCUAUUACACCAACCUCUGGGUCGGUCCCUAAGCGAGGGCUCGCACGUUUCCUCUCAUUUGACCAGCCUCUCUGGCUUUUCACUCCUAAAUGUAAGUCACAAACACUGUCAGAGUGGGACCCAGUCACUGGAACAAAAUCUGCAGCUCACCCAAAAUCGGCCUGUUUCCCAUAACGAGAGCGUAACCCAAGAAAACACGAGUGGCCAGUCAAAAAAAGGCACUAACGAAGGAGAGGGCGAAGGACCUGAAGAUGUAAAGACUCCGGAGACAUUACUCACCCCAACAGAAAACGAUUUCAGCAAUAUUUUGAAACUGCGAAGGAUCAUGGAUGAGCUUCUGUCCACGGAGAGGGAGUACGUGAAGGCUCUGGGUUAUGUCAGAGAGCAUUACUUCCCCGAGCUGGAGAGGCCCGACGUCCCUCAGGACCUCAGGGGCCAGAGGGGGAGCAUCUUCGGCAACUUAGAAAAACUGCACGACUUCCACCGGCAUCAUUUCCUCAGUGAGCUGGAAAGCUGCAUGAACGAGCCCUUCAGAGUGGGACGCUGCUUUCUCCGCCACAGAGAGAGCCUUGCUUUGUAUGCCCUUUACAGCAAGAACAAACCUCAGUCUGAUAGUCUCCUCAUCAAUCAUGGGCAGGCUUUUUUUAAGCAAAAGCAGCUAAAGCUUGGGGAUAAAAUGGACUUGUGGUCGUACUUGCUGAAGCCGGUGCAGCGCAUCAGUAAGUACAGCUUGCUGCUGCAGGACAUGAUGAGGGAGUGUGGUCCGGGACAAGCCAGAGAGCUCGCCGAAGUCAAGGCAGCCCUGGAGGUCAUUCACUUCCAGCUCCGCUAUGGCAACAACCUGCUGGCCAUGGACGCCAUCCACCACUGCGAUGUUAAUCUGAAGGAGCAGGGGCAGCUGAUACGCCAGGAUGAGUUCUUGGUGACAUUCAGGAAGAAAAAAUGCUUCCGUCACAUAUUCCUGUUCCAAGAACUCAUUCUCUUUAGCAAGACCAGAAAGACGGACGUAGGGAAUGACACAUACAUCUACAAGCAGUCGUUCAAGACGUCAGACGUUGGCAUGACCCAAAACACCGGUGACAGCGGCUUGUGUUUUGAGAUCUGGUUCAGAAAGAGGAAAAGUCAAGACACAUACACACUGCAGGCAGUUAGCCGGGAGGUGAAGGAGGCCUGGACCAAGGACUUGGAGCGGAUCCUAUGGGAACAGGCUAUAUACAACAGAGAGGUCCGGAUGCAGGAACGAGUAUUCUUGGGUAUUGGAAACAAACCUUUCAUGGACAUCCAGCCCAGUGAGGCAGCUAUCAAUGACAGAGCCAUCAACUAUGUGCUCAUUGGAAGAGAAAACAAGGUGUUGUCCUCCGUGGGAUCAUGUGGAUCACAUGAUGAGUUUCCAGGAGGUCGGCCAAAGUCCGCUGGUUCAGGCAGCUGCUCUUCUUCCUCCUCUUCCUCAGGAAGGGGUUCCCUGUCCCCCGUCGGAUAUAUGUAUGGGCCAAAGCGGAGGGUGGAUACAUACGUGUCUCCCCCUGGAGCUCUGGAGGAGGAUGACCUGGACCAUGAGAGCGGAAGUCCAAACUUACUGUUGGACAGCUCUGAGUCAUCAGGAGAGAGCGUAAGCGGCUUCAGCAGUUGCAGUCACAGCAUCCACUCUGCUGCUGGAGGAGAGGCGGAGGACAACUCACCAGCCUGCGUCUCCAUAAUCGCUGUUAAGGAGAAAGCGGUUGCCAAUUUGACCGAAUCUACCACAGUCAUCCAAAAGCCAAACCUUCUGGCAGGCCCCACAGACAAAACCCAACCACCAGUUGCGCCGAAGCCCAAGCUCAAACCCAAACCACAACACCAGACCAAGAAUCUGCCCUGCGGCAAGGAUCAGAGUACGACUGUUGGAAAGUCCACUGAGGUUUGACUUGUGACAUGCGGUACAAGAUCUGGUGGAAACCCCUUUAAAGCAUGAAGUCUGUUCACGUCAACCCCGAAAGUUGAACAUCCCUUUAUUCCAGCUGUUACUGUAACCUAUUACCACUCUGUAAAUAAGACUUUUUUUAUAUAUAUAUCACCACUAAAACAAUAGGUCAGGUAAUUGUUGUGUAUUUUGAACAUAAACGGUGAUAAAUGUAGUUUAUCAAAACAUACCAUGGCUUUACAUUGUGCACUGUAAAUCAGUCUAGUUUUAUGGCUUGAGCAAAGGAUCAUAGAGUUGCCACAUUCUUUGUGUAUGUGCUUAUUUUUUAUAACAUGAUGCUAAAUUAUACUGUAGCGUGAAAACAUUCAAUCAAUUGUGAAAUUCAAAAAAUAUCAUUCACACAUACAUGAUGCCAUCUUCAAUGUUUUGAAUUAUUUUGUACAAAUGUUUGAACCUUAACUGCAGCUUGUGUGUCUGAAAACACAAAUUAAACGCAACUACUCAGUCUUAUCUUUUCACUGACAGCUCUGUAUAAACUAUGUAACUGGUAUGAAUAAUGAUCCAUAUAACAGUUGUACGGCUUACUAUUUGAAAUACAAACUAUUUACAGUGA
This is a messenger RNA of Mugil cephalus (flathead mullet), 6496 nucleotides long. It is a transcript of the gene quob, whose product is annotated as quattro. The coding region runs from base 274 to 5886 and encodes 1870 amino acids. The transcript has 24 exons. NCBI's taxonomy places the organism in Eukaryota, Metazoa, Chordata, Actinopteri, Mugiliformes, Mugilidae. Gene Ontology annotation, molecular function: guanyl-nucleotide exchange factor activity. The record is from RefSeq and is a predicted model, not a curated record.